AUGACACAAGGGACGCUCCGAACCCAGAUGCUCCUGCGCCAGCCACAAGCUUCAGGCGUCUCUUGCCAGCCGGCGCUGGUCCUCGCGUGA
Messenger RNA from Colletotrichum costaricense, 90 nucleotides. RefSeq lists its product as uncharacterized. The transcript has a single exon. The record is from RefSeq and is a predicted model, not a curated record. The coding region runs from base 1 to 90 and encodes 29 amino acids. NCBI's taxonomy places the organism in Eukaryota, Fungi, Ascomycota, Sordariomycetes, Glomerellales, Glomerellaceae.